GCAGCCACUCCCCGCCCGGCGCCUUGACGUUUGGAAACUGACGGAGCGGGGAAUCGAAACAGAAACCAGAUGAGAAACUGGGUUUAAAGCUCCCACUGGAAUGCGCAGGGGAGCUGGCUGGUUGGGCCCGCGGCGAGCACUGCAGAGGCCAAGAGGCCGCUCCGCUCAGUGAAUCUGCAGCUGGGUUCCCACCCCCUCUGCCACCUGCCCUCCUGCCCACCUGCCCUCCUGCCAGGGGCGCCCUCCCCGCGGGACCAUCGGGGGCUCUGCGGCAGCCCGGUCGCUGCCAGGCACCUGCUGCACAGCCUGCUGCUCCGAGGCGCGGGGCGCACAGCACCUGUUGAGCAGAGAAGAGCAACCCGUCUACCUGGGAGAACCUCUCUCUCCCUCCUCUGAGAAGGAAGGAUGACGACGAACGGGCAUUCUGCAGACAAGAACUUCCAUUACCUCCUCGCGUGCUUCCGGGCCAGGGUGAGGAUGUACAUCCAGGUGGAGCCUGUGCUGGACUACCUGACCUUCCUGCCCGCGGAGCUGAAGGAGCAGAUCCAGGCCAAGGCCACCACCCACGGGAACAUCGGCGCCGCGGAGCUGCUCCUGAGCACCUUGGAGAAGGGGGGCUGGCCCCCGGGCUGGACCCGCGUGUUCGUGGAGGCCCUCCGCAGGGCAGGCAACCCGCUGGCCGCCCGCUACAUGGACCCCGAGCUCACCGACCUGCCCUCUCCGUCCAGCGAGAACGCCAACGACGAGUGUUUCCAACUGCUGAGCCUCCUCCAGCCCACCCUGGUGGAGAAGCUCCUGGUCAGGGAUGUCCUGGACAGGUGUGUGGCAGUGGAGCUGCUGACGGUUGAAGACAGAAGCCGGGUUUCCGCUGCAGAAAAGAAUGGGAAUGAGGCGGGUGUGAGAGAGCUGCUGAGAAGGAUUGUGCAGAAAGAAAACUGGUUUUCUGCGUUUGUGACUGUUCUAAGGGAGACAGAGAACGAAGCACUAGCCCAGGAGCUAACAGGCGCGGACAGCAGUGCAGAAAAUGAGAAUUUAUCACAAGAAGAUGGUCCUGAAGAUAAAGAGCCACCUCUUUUAGCCAUAGAUCAGUCAAGUCCAGAGAAAGAUGCCUGGGACAUAUACAACCACUCAGUGGAAUUAUCUUUUACGGAUUCUUCUGUAGUUUCAGAAUCAGACACAAGUUUGGCAGAAGGAAGUGUCAACUGCUUAGAUGAAAGUCUUGGACAUAACAGCAACAUGGGCAGUGAUUCAGGCACCAUGGGAAGUGAUUCAGAUGAAGAGAAAAGGGCAGAAAGAGCAUCCCCUGAGCCAGAACUGAAUCUCAGGCCAUACCAAAUGGAAGUUGCCCAGCCUGCUUUGGAGGGAAAGAAUAUCAUUAUAUGCCUCCCUACAGGGAGUGGGAAAACCAGGGUGGCCGUUUACAUUGCCAAGGAUCACUUGGACAAGAAAACAGCAUCUGAACUGAGAAAAGUUAUCGUCCUUGUCAACAAGGUACCACUAGUUGAACAGCUCUUCCGUAAAGAGUUUCAAAAAUUUUUGAAGAAAUGGUAUCGCAUUACAAGAUUAAGUGGUGAUACCCAAAUGAAAAUAUCAUUUCCAAAAUUUGUCAAAUCCUAUGACAUUAUUAUCAGUACAGCUCAAAUCCUUGAAAACUCCCUUUUAAACUCAGAAAAAGGAGAAGAUGAUGGUGUCCAGUUGUCAGACUUUUCUCUCAUAAUCAUUGAUGAAUGCCAUCACACCAACAAAGAAGCAGUCUACAAUAACAUCAUGAGGCGUUAUUUGAAACAGAAGUUGAAAAACAAUAAGCUCAGGAAAGAAAACAAACCAGUGAUUCCUCUACCUCAGAUCCUGGGACUUACAGCCUCACCAGGUGUUGGAGGGGCCACCAAGCAAGCUAAGGCUGAAGAACACAUUUUAAAAAUAUGUGCCAAUCUUGAUGCAUUUACUAUUAAAACAGUGAAGGAAAACAUCUGUCAACUUAAAGAACAAAUAAAAGAGCCAUGCAAAAAGUUUGUCAUUGCAGAUGACACCAGAGAAGAUCCAUUUAAAGACAAACUUCUGGAAAUAAUGACAAAGAUUCAAACCUUUUGCCAAGUGAGCCCAAUGUCAGAUUUUGGAACUCAACCCUAUGAACAAUGGGCCAUUCAAAUGGAAAAAAAAGCUGCAAGAGAAGGAAAUCGCAAAGACCGUCUCUGUACAGAGCAUUUGAGGAAAUACAAUGAGGCCCUGCAAAUUAAUGACACGAUCCGAAUGAUUGACGCCUAUAAUCACCUUGAAACUUUCUAUAAAGAUGAGCGAGAAAAGAAGUUUGCAGUCCUAGAGGAUAGUGAUGAGAGUGGUGAUAGUAGCGAUGAUGGUGAUGAAGAUGAGAAUGAUGGAAAGAAACCUUUGAAAAUGGAUGCCACAGAUACAUUUCUCAUGGAUUUAUUUUUUGAUAACAAGGAAAUGUUGAAGAAACUGGCUGAAAACCCAGAAUAUGAAAAUGAAAAGCUGACCAAAUUAAGAAAUACCAUAAUGGAACAAUAUACAAGGACUGCGGGGACAGCAAGAGGAAUAAUUUUCACAAAAACACGACAGAGUGCAUAUGCCCUUUCCCAGUGGAUUACUGAAAAUGAAAAAUUUGCAGAAGUAGGAGUCAAAGCCCACCAUCUGAUUGGAGCUGGACACAGCAGUGAGUUUAAGCCCAUGACCCAGAAUGAACAAAGAGAAGUCAUUAGUAAAUUUCGCACAGGAAAAAUAAAUCUGCUUAUCGCAACCACUGUAGCUGAAGAAGGUCUGGAUAUUGAAGAAUGCAAUAUCAUUAUCCGUUAUGGUCUCGUCACUAAUGAAAUAGCCAUGGUCCAGGCCCGCGGUCGAGCCAGAGCCGAUGAGAGCACCUACGUCCUGGUUGCCCACAGCGGCUCGGGAGUUGUUGAACGUGAGACCGUUAAUGACUUCCGAGAGCAAAUGAUGUAUAAAGCUAUAGACCGUGUUCAAAAUAUGAAGCCAGAGGAGUAUGCUCAUAAGAUUUUGGAAUUGCAGAUGCAAAGUAUAAUGGAAAAGAAAAUGAAAAUCAAGAGAAGUAUUGCAAAGCAUUGCAAGGCAAACCCAUCGGUAAUAAGUUUCCUCUGCAAAAACUGCAGUGUGGUCGCCUGCACUGGAGACCAUAUCCAUGUGAUUGAGAAAAUGCACCAUGUCAAUAUGACACCAGAAUUCAAGGAACUCUACAUUAUGAGAGAAAACAAAGCACUGAAAAAGAAGUUUGCAGACUAUCAAACAAAUGGUGAGAUUAUCUGCAAAACAUGUGGCCAGGCUUGGGGAACGAUGAUGGUGCACAAAGGCUUAGAUUUGCCUUGUCUCAAAAUAAAAAACUUUGUAGUGUGUUUCAAAAAUAAUGCAACAAAGAAGCAAUACAAAAAAUGGGUAGAAUUACCUAUCACAUUUCCUGAUCUUGACUAUUCAGAAUAUUGUUUGUUUAGUGAUGAAGAUUGACAUCUGGUUGAAGAUUCUUUUAAAACUUGUCAACUUGAAACUUAAUAUGAUUUUGAUUAAUGCUUUUUAUUAUACUAAAGAACUGAUGUGAAAAUUUAAUAAAAUAAUUGUACUUUGAGAUGAGCGGUAUGAAGCAAAAAAAUAUGUCAGACUUUUUAUUAUUUAUCUUAUUUAUGGGCAGGGGUAAAGAAAUUCUAUCAAUAAUAUUCAUUAGUGUGGAGCAGUAGGGUGGGGAGUACUAUGGAAAAAAAAUGCCAGAGUAUAAAUGAGGGUCUAAGGUACCAAUUUCAGUCCUGUCACUAAUUUUCAAAAUAAAAUUAAGCAAACCAGU
Messenger RNA from Pipistrellus kuhlii (Kuhl's pipistrelle), 3802 nucleotides. It is a transcript of the gene IFIH1, whose product is annotated as interferon induced with helicase C domain 1. The record is from RefSeq and is a predicted model, not a curated record. The transcript is spliced from 16 exons. NCBI's taxonomy places the organism in Eukaryota, Metazoa, Chordata, Mammalia, Chiroptera, Vespertilionidae. Gene Ontology annotation, biological process: innate immune response; positive regulation of interferon-beta production; response to virus. Bases 406 to 3471 code for a protein of 1021 amino acids. Gene Ontology annotation, cellular component: cytoplasm. Gene Ontology annotation, molecular function: zinc ion binding; ATP binding; single-stranded RNA binding.